Molecule: messenger RNA, 591 nt
Organism: Hibiscus syriacus
Lineage: Eukaryota; Viridiplantae; Streptophyta; Magnoliopsida; Malvales; Malvaceae
Product: zinc finger BED domain-containing protein RICESLEEPER 1-like
Exons: 1
Coding region: 1-591 (196 amino acids)
Molecular function (GO): DNA binding
Source: RefSeq, a predicted model, not a curated record
AUGGAUAUGGGAGAUACAUCAGAUAGUAGCACCUCAAAAUCCUAUGCCAUCUCUCCUUUAACUCAAGGCUCAUCUCCUGACAUCCAUACUCUCAUGCCAUAUUCAUCUCCAACUCCUAGUGUAAGCCCUGAACCGAAACUAAUUGAGGAGGUACCUGAAACUGCAACAAAAGUGGCUCCAGAUGAUGCUCAAAACAAAUCCUCAAUGGCCACCAUGGGUCCAUCUCAAAUACUACCUCGUAUUUUCAGAAAAUUUACAUCACCAAUUUGGAAUCACUUCGAGAAGGUGACAGUGAAUGGUGAAGAGAAAGCAAAAUGUGUGCAUUGUAGCCGAUAUUACUAUGCCAAAGGCAAAAAUGGUACCUCUCAUCUGAAAGAUCAUAUUGAACUAAGGUUCAGUAGAAAGCAUAGUGCACAUGUUGAUUUGAGCCAAAAACUAUUGUGUAUCAAUCGUAAACAAAAUUCAACAUCACAACUUGAGAACCAUGUGUUUUCUCAAGAGGCAUCACGAAAGGAGCUCGUUAACAUGGUUAUUCUACAUGAAUAUCCAUUGUUGAUCAUAUUGGGUUUCGAAGAUUCGUCAAUAGCUUGA